CAGCCAAAACGCGGAUCGCACGUGCCGCGAUGCUGAGGUAAGUAUCUGGAGCGUUUCCGAGCACUCGCAGAGCAAUUUACAGAGGGAUUGAAUUUGUGUCAUUGAGAUUCUCUCGCUCUUGGGCUAGCUGAAAGCCGUUUUCCCCAACGAAGUGUAGAGAUAGAAAGAUAGAGCGAGGGAGAGGGGAGAGCAAAGCACAGAAAUGGAGGAGGAAUUGAAAGCCCUGUUGCAAGAGAUCAAAGCCCUGGACCACCUGUCACAAGGUCCCAAGUGUCAGGAUGCCAUAGCCAAUCUUCAAAAGCGUGCAGAGUCUGUCGCUAGUUAUAUAAACUGUGCAAAGAUGGGACGUUCAAAUAUCAAGGAUAUGAGUUCUGAGGUGGUAGAUACCAACCCUUACAGCAGACUGAUGGCGCUUCAAAGGAUGGGUAUUGUGGACAAUUAUCAACGCAUAAGAGAUUAUUCAAUUGCUAUUGUUGGAAUUGGCGGCGUAGGUAGCGUUGCAGCAGAAAUGCUGACAAGAUGUGGCAUAGGUCGAUUGUUGUUGUAUGACUAUGACACUGUGGAGUUAGCUAAUAUGAACCGGCUGUUCUUUCGCCCAGAACAGGUUGGCCUUACAAAAACAGAUGCUGCUGUUCAGACUCUUUCGGAUAUUAACCCUGAUGUUGUGCUUGAGAGCUAUACAUUGAAUAUCACAACUGUGAAAGGUUUUGAGACCUUCAUGGAGAGCUUAACGAAGAAAGAUUUUGGAUUAAGCGAUAAUGGUAGUGGAGUUGACUUAGUGUUGAGCUGUGUGGAUAAUUAUGAAGCUCGCAUGGUCGUAAAUCAGGCUUGCAACGAGCUCAAUCAGAUAUGGAUGGAGUCCGGUGUGUCUGAAGAUGCUGUUUCAGGUCAUAUUCAAUUAUUGAUUCCUGGUGAAACAGCUUGUUUUGCAUGUGCUCCUCCUUUGGUUGUUGCUUCAGGAGUGGAUGAACGUACGCUGAAACGUGAAGGCGUUUGUGCUGCAUCUUUACCAACCACCAUGGGUAUCGUGGCAGGACUUUUAGUUCAAAAUGCGCUCAAAUUCCUUCUUAAUUUUGGACAAGCAUCCAAGUACUUGGGAUAUAAUGCUCUUAAGGACUACUUCCCAACCAUGGAUUUGCGCCCAAACCCACAAUGCUCUAACUCAGUCUGCCUAGAGCGCCAGAAAGAGUAUAUCAAAAUGAAACCAGUUAGAGAUGUUGCAGCUAAAGCAAAGAUGGAAGCUGAAGCUUCAAAUAGUGAAGAAGCUUCACUUCAUGCCGAUAACGAAUGGAGCAUCAGUGUCAUUGAUGAUUGCAAUUUGGACAACACAAUUACUGGAAGAGAUUCAGAAAGUCUUCCAGAAGGUCUUGCACGGGAACUUCCAGAUGCUGAUGAUUUACAAAGGCCACAAACAACUGAAGACACGGUAGCUUUCACAGGUGAUCUCGAGGAUCUUCAAAAGCAACUUGAUGCUCUAAAUGCAGCUUGACUCCAAUACUGACCAUUGCGAUUUUGUUUGCUUUCCCACAAUUUUGAAACUCAAAUGAGAUAAUAGUGCUCAGAACAAUAUUCCUGAAAGAGAAUACAAGAAAAACAAAUAUCAUAAUUAUAAUGGGGUUCACGAUUAGUGUUGGGGACUUGAGGGCCAUGAUGAAAUGUAAGGUUCAUAUCCUUGCUAUCAUUACUAAAUGGAAGCAUCUACAAAACUCCAA
Messenger RNA from Amborella trichopoda, 1712 nucleotides. RefSeq names its product NAD(P)-binding Rossmann-fold superfamily protein. Lineage: Eukaryota; Viridiplantae; Streptophyta; Magnoliopsida; Amborellales; Amborellaceae. The record is from RefSeq and is a predicted model, not a curated record. Gene Ontology annotation, cellular component: cytoplasm; cytosol. Gene Ontology annotation, molecular function: UFM1 activating enzyme activity. Gene Ontology annotation, biological process: protein ufmylation.